Molecule: messenger RNA, 855 nt
Organism: Plasmodium gonderi
Lineage: Eukaryota; Apicomplexa; Aconoidasida; Haemosporida; Plasmodiidae
Product: ribosomal protein L7A
Exons: 3
Coding region: 1-855 (284 amino acids)
Source: RefSeq, a predicted model, not a curated record
AUGGCGAAAGAUAAAAAGCAACAAAAGAAACCAUCGAAGAAAACACCAGCACCCUGUCCACUGAGCAACAACAAAAAAACAGUUAAGAAGGACAUAAAAAAAGAGAAAAAAAAAGGAAUUCGAAGUAACCCCCUUAUUUUUGAAAAGAAGAAAAAAAGUAAUAUAAUUGGAGUUGGUGUUAGGGCCAAGAGAGAUUUAUCCAAGUAUGUUAAAUGGCCAAAGUAUAUUCGAAUUCAGAGAAAAAAAAAAAUUUUGUUGGAGAGACUUAAAGUACCCCCAUCAAUCAAUCAGUUCAAUCACACCCUUUCGAAAAGCCAGACACAAGACCUGAUGAACUUCCUUAAGGCAUAUAAACCAGAAUCGAAAGAAGAAAAGAAAAAAAGACUCAUUAAGAAAGCAAAGGAUGAAUUAAACAAAGUGGUGCCGAGAGAUAAAAAGCCACUAUUUAUCAAGUAUGGAAUUAAUCACAUAACUAAAUUAGUAGAACGAAAAAAAGCAAAUCUUGUUGUUAUAGCUAAUGAUGUGUCUCCAAUCGAAUUAGUCUUAUUUCUACCAACACUGUGUCGAUUAAAAGACAUUCCUUAUUGUAUCGUCAAAGAUAAAGCUACCUUGGGUAAGCUUGUACAUAAAAAAACAGCCACAGCAAUUUGUGUUCAAAAUGUUCUAAAAGAAGAUCAAGAGAAGUUAGAUUAUUUUGCAAAGAUCUCCAGAGAAAAUUUCAAUGACAAUGUUGAGAUUAGAAGAAAAUGGGGAGGUCAGAAAAUGAGUGCAAAAUCCUUAAUGUUGAAAAAAUUAAAAGAUAAAGCGAAGAAAAUUGAAGAGGCUAAAAAGAAGGAAAUUUCGGCCAAGUUGUAA